AUGCAUGCCAAACUUCAUGGCUGGUUUGGGAUGAUUGCGUGUUAUAGAAGAAGGGUUUUUUCAGGGGACAAGAUUGUAGAAAGAGACCCAUUAAUGUAUGAAGUCACGGAUGAAAAUACUAAAUUUCAUUGGAAUGGGCCUGUUUUGGGAUGUAAUAUCUAUUGGGCUCCCAAUGUUGGACCAAGCCCAUUGAGCUUGAGCGGGUGGACUGCAGGUAUUACUAUGCUCCCGGACGCAGUGGAGUUCAGCUUGGUUAAUGACACGGUCUUACCCCGAGCGGACCCAAACCCAGUACCAGAAGCUAUUCGUUUGGCGGAUUUUAUUGUGGCAAUGGAGGUGGGCGGUUACUGUUCUGUGGACAGGACGAUGUGCGUGUGCUCUGCUAUGGAAGCUCUGGCAUUGGAGACUGUUGGGAAGUCUCUUGCUUUCGUUCUCAUGAUGGCAGGAUCACUGUUGAAUGAUGUUAGAUUAAUUGCAACAGAUGAAAGGUUUCCUGUUGAUGAACUUCACAAAGUGAAACGUCCUGAUCCUGAAAACAAAGAUUCUAGUGAUACAGAAGAUGACGAAGAUGAUGAAGAUGUCAAUGAUGAGGAUGAUGAUGAUGCUGGAGAUGAAGAUUUCUCAGGUGAAGAACUGGAUGAGGAAGGUGAUCCUGAGGAUGACCCCGAGGUAAAUGGGGGCGGAGGAAGCAGCGAUGAUGAUGACGAGGAUGAGGAUGACGAUGAUGGGGACGAGGAUGAUGCUGACGAGGAUGGUGAGGAAGAAGAAGACGAGGAUGAAGAUGAAGAGGUUCCGCAACCACCUGCAAAGAAGAGGAAGUGAUAGUAGCUCUAGGUUCCCUCCCAUGCUUUUUUUUUUUCUUUUUUACCUUUUGGGUCAUGAACUUUUAGUUGGGAGUGGUUAUUUAGCCUUCAGUCUGCAUAGAUCAGAAAGUUACCAUUGUUUGUUUUCCGAAUGAAGCUCUUUUCUUGUUACUAAUGAGAUAGCUGGUAUUGCAAAGUAUUUCAUCAUAUGAUGUUUAGCCUGGUGCAAUCUAUGAAAUAUUUUAGUUGCACUGUAA
This is a messenger RNA of Tripterygium wilfordii, 1060 nucleotides long. Its product is annotated as RNA polymerase II subunit A C-terminal domain phosphatase-like. The record is from RefSeq and is a predicted model, not a curated record. Bases 1 to 822 code for a protein of 273 amino acids. The transcript is spliced from 6 exons. Lineage: Eukaryota; Viridiplantae; Streptophyta; Magnoliopsida; Celastrales; Celastraceae.